Messenger RNA from Cydia fagiglandana, 2963 nucleotides. Its product is annotated as zinc finger TRAF-type-containing protein 1 homolog. Lineage: Eukaryota; Metazoa; Arthropoda; Insecta; Lepidoptera; Tortricidae. The transcript has 6 exons. The coding region runs from base 176 to 1231 and encodes 351 amino acids. The record is from RefSeq and is a predicted model, not a curated record. Gene Ontology annotation, cellular component: nucleus.
GUUGCGCAAAAAACACACAGGGUGGAGGGGGGCGCUAUAUAUACAAACAAAACACGUCAAUUUUAUAUAUGUACUUUGCUUUAUCUACACAGUGCAACGAAACCUUUGUUUGUGUUCAUCAUCUGGCGCAGUUCUCGGUUGUUUUGAUUAAAUCUGUGUUUGUUUACGUCGGGCAAUGGCCGAGGCACCCGAGAGCGAGCCCGUGCCCUCCGCGAGCACCGAAUCUGAGAUCGCAGCCGCCCCUCCUGAUGAGAAAGACGAAGAGGGCCCGCUGCCCGAAAAGCGCAGAAAGUUAGAUAAAGAGACGAGCGAGAAGCUCGAGCACAGGCUGGGCGGCAUCCUGUGCUGCGCGGUCUGCCUCGACCUACCGCCCGCCGCCGUCUACCAGUGCAGCAACGGGCACCUGAUGUGCGCGCCCUGCUUCACGCACCUGCUCGCCGACGCGCGCCUCCGCGACGAGGCGGCCACCUGCCCCAACUGCCGCGUCGAGAUCUCUAAGACUUCUGCCUCGAGGAACCUGGCGGUUGAGAAGACAGUGUCUGAGCUGCCUUCGGAGUGCAAGUACUGCGCUCAGGUGUUCCCGAGGCAUUCGCUACAGCAUCACGAGGAGAAGAUCUGUGAGGACAGACUGACGGGCUGCCGCUACGCGUCCAUUGGCUGCGGCUGGCGCGGGCCGGCGCACGAGGCGCGCAACCACGAGGCGACCUGCGCACACCCCGGCAAAAGCGCCGCGGAAGUCGUCGACGUACUAGCUGAGAGAGAAAAGGCGGCCAGGGAAGCUAAUGCGGUCUACACGCAGGUGUUAGAUUUGCUCUCGUAUGAGAAGAUCACCAUCAAUGAUCUGCAGUUGAAACCGUACCGCACGGAAGAGUUCGUGCACAAGCUGUACUACGAGACGUCCCGGUUCAACGCGUUCGGCCACCAGUGGGUCGUGAAAGCCUUCGUCAACCGCAACCAGCGCGACCCCACGCAGAGCACGCAACGCGAAAUUACAUACCAGUUAAUCCUGAAGAGCAAGACGCUGUCGCCCCUGCACGUGCAGUGGGUGGGGCUGCGCGGGCCGUACGGCGAGGCGGGCGUGCGCGCGCGCGUGCAGCAGCACGUGUUCGCGGACGACGGCCCGGAGGCUCCUCCGCAGCCUCUACCGCUGCACGACCACGCCGACACCAACAGACUGCUCGCUAACAAGGCCAUACACUUCAGACUCAUAAUGUUCCUGACGUCGAAGUGAUCAGCUGGGCCCGCGCUCGGGCAGCGGUUCCUGCAGCGCACGCGCCGCAUCCUGCUGCUCGUGCGGCAGUACUGCCUGCUGGUCGAGGGACAACUCAACCGAUAUACUCCACGGGAAAUACUUCCGUGAAACCACCACAGACGUCUGGACUUAGAGGGUCUACUGCCAAUGUCGAACAAUCUCGUUAGUAUCUGCCUCUAUCGAUCGUUCGAAUAUGCAAGAUAGACAGGCAGAUAUAGGCAGACCGUAAAAAGUCUGCAGCGAUUUUGAUAGCCCACGCAGUGCAAAUGUCAUUUUAAACGUCAAACUUCUAUCAAAUUAGGACGUAUAAAUAACACACUGCGUGGGCUAUCAAACCCGCUGCAGACUUUUAUUGGUGCGACUAUAAAUUUUAUUUUUUCAAUAUUGACAGUAGGCCCUCAGAGCCUGAUUAUUUAUUGGAUCUUAUUAACGUCUAUAGUUAGUAGUCGUGAGUUAUAGGACUGACUAAUUUCCUUGACCAUGGACAGAUUAAUAGCCAAUGGAAGACGCACCCUACAUAAGCUGUAGUUAUCAGAAUUAAGAACCUUUAUGUAACGGAAAAUAAUUUCUAAUCUAUGGCGCCUGGUUUUUAGGGUUCCGUACCCAAAGGGUAAAACGGGACCCUAUUACUAAGACUUCGCUGUCCGUCCGUCCGUCCGUCCGUCCGUCCGUCCGUCUGUCACCAGGCUGUAUCUCACGAACCGUGAUAGCCAGACAGUUGAAAUUUUCACAGAUGAUGUAUUUCUGUAGCCGCUAUAACAACAAAUACUAAAAACAGAAUAAAAUAAAGAUUUAAAUGGGGCUCCCAUACAACAAACGUGAUUUUUGACCAAAGUUAAGCAACGUCGGGAGUGGUCAGUACUUGGAUGGGUGACCGUUUUCUUUUUUGCUUUUUUUGUUUUUUUUUGCAUUAUGGUACGGAACCCUUCGUGCGCGAGUCCGACUCGCACUUGCCCGGUUUUUUUCUUUACAAAAUAAUCAGAUGCCCAAGGUCGGUAUUCCAGCUGUCCAAUAUCUUGGUCCAAUGUGCAUUGCGUCUCACUCUCUCAUCAAGCAAAAUGUGAGAUGCAAAUACACAUUGGACAAAAAAAAUUUACAGGUGGAAUACCACCCAUAGACAAUAACUGAAUUUAUUCCGAUUUUUAGGAUUCCGGUUUUUAAUUUCUGAUAAUUUCAGUCCGUGUAGGAUGCACCCGAAAUCGGGUUUUAAAUUCAGGUGAGUCUGUGAUGCUCCUACCCUAAUACACUUGUCCAUCUAUUCCCACAGAUAGGCUUUCAAUACUAUCUCCUUACCCUUUUUAUGUCUUGUCUGUAAAUAUUUAUGUUUUUAGGGUUCCGUAGCCAAAUGGCAAAAAACGGAACCCUUAUGGAUUCGUCAUGUCUGUCUGUCUGUCCGUCCGUAUGUCACAGCCAGUUUUUUCCGAAACUAUAAGAACUAUACUGUUGAAACUUGGUAAGUAGAUGUAUUCAGUGAACCGCAUUAAGAUUUUUACACAAAAAUAGAAAAACAACAAUAAAUUUUGGGGGUUCCCCAUACAGAACUGAAACUCAAAAAUUAUUUUUCAUCAAACCCAUACGUGUGCGGUAUCUAUGGAUAGGUCUUCAAAAAUGAUAUUGAGGUUUCUAAUAUAUUUUUUUUCUAAACUGAAUACUUUGCACGAGAGACACUUCCUAAGUGGUAAUAUGUGUGCCCCCCCCCUGUAACUUGUAA